This is a messenger RNA of Rhinocladiella mackenziei CBS 650.93, 399 nucleotides long. RefSeq lists its product as uncharacterized. Lineage: Eukaryota; Fungi; Ascomycota; Eurotiomycetes; Chaetothyriales; Herpotrichiellaceae. The record is from RefSeq and is a predicted model, not a curated record. The coding region runs from base 1 to 399 and encodes 132 amino acids. The transcript has 2 exons.
AUGAGGUUGAGGGAUGAAGUAUUACGUACUCAACAGGCAAUUGAGGCUCAAAGAGUUCUUGGAGAGGACAUCAACGAUGAUAGAUUCCGAGCAGAAGCACUGCGCCAGACCCCAGAAGAUAUUUGGAAGGAUGAUCUUGACGCCGACAGGGUAGGAAGAGAGGACUUCGAAGCAGAUGCUGAGGGUCGUCGGCAGAAAUACAAGAUUCGACGGCUAGGACGGCGCUGGUCCAUGGCAACGGCUAUGAAUAUAAAAAUUGGUUAUUGGUUAUUGGUCACUUCCAGGUUGUCAUUCGUGUCCGCACGGAGUAAGACAUGGGGAUUCCAGAAUCAAUCAGAGAGCGCUCUAUACCCACAUACUUCGAUCAACAGCUUCGCUGUCACCACUGAUCUAACCUAG